UGAUUCCCCCUAACCUGUCAACUCACAGACUGUCAUAAAAGACUUGAAUCUCUUUAAAUUCUUCCACCAUUUUUGAACGCUAAAUUUCUAUUUUUUCAUCAGCCAUAAAUUCACACACAGAGCUUGUUAUAUAAAUUACUUUGAAUAAUAUUUGUUCUUUCGUAGAAGGAAAAAAUUGAGAUUGGUCGAUCGAUGACGACUGUCUUUGGAAUAAUGGAGAUUAAUCUUGUUAGCGCUCGAGGUCUCAAAAACAACGAAUUCUGGGGUGGUGGAAUAGAUCCAUAUGUUUUACUUCAAUAUAGAGGUCAAGAACGCAAGAGCUCUACUAUUCGAGCAGGACAAGGUAGUAAACCAGAAUGGAAUGAGAAGUUCACAUUCAAGAUAGAAUAUCCCUCAGUAGAUGGACAAUACAAGCUUAUACUUAAGCUCAUGGAUCAUGAUACAUUUUCUUCUGAUGACUAUCUUGGUGAAGCCAUUAUCUACUUGAAGGAAUUUAUUGAAGUGGGAUUGGAGAAUGGAAGAGCUGAAAUUCAUCCUAAAAAAUAUAGUGUGGUGGGGAGUGAUCAAUGUUAUUGUGGUGAAAUUCAAGUUGGUAUCACAUUCACUCCAAAGAAGGCAGAUGAUUAUGCAGAAGAAGAAUAUGGUGGAUGGAAGGAGAGUGAUGAUUACUCAUGAGUAGCUACAAAGGCGGAUUUGAUUUUGCGAAGAGACCAUAAAUUUACGUACAUCAUAAUUCAUCUUAUAAAUCUGCCCUUAGUAGCUUGUUGUUUAAGAGAUUGUUUGUUAGUAAAUGAAUUAAUUAGGGAUGACAAACAAUGUGGGGCGGGUUAAGUCAUAACCUGCAUACAUUUCAACCCGACUUGCAUAAUAUUUUACAAUGGUUUCAACCCACCCCUGUCCUGCCCCUGUAUAAUAUUUUUUAUUCCUUUUUUUAA
Messenger RNA from Solanum dulcamara, 935 nucleotides. RefSeq names its product 16 kDa phloem protein 1. NCBI's taxonomy places the organism in Eukaryota, Viridiplantae, Streptophyta, Magnoliopsida, Solanales, Solanaceae. The record is from RefSeq and is a predicted model, not a curated record. Bases 193 to 675 code for a protein of 160 amino acids. The transcript is spliced from 5 exons.